AUGGGAAAAAAGGAUGCAAGUGCUGUCAAGCAGCCGGUCGAUCAGUAUCCUAAACAGAUCGGAAAACAGGAUUACAAGAAAACCAAGCCGCCACUGUGAGCCACUUGACUGAAGGCGGAGGCGAAGAGGAGCGCUCCGGGAAUCAGGGACAUCAUAUUGGUUGUUGUGGCUGUUCUGGUCUUCCUCCUGGGUGUCUAUGAAUUCUUCUACCUUAAUUUGAGCACCGAACUGCACCUGGACAUGGACUAA
This is a messenger RNA of Xyrauchen texanus (razorback sucker), 249 nucleotides long. It is a transcript of the gene triqk, whose product is annotated as triple QxxK/R motif containing. The record is from RefSeq and is a predicted model, not a curated record. Lineage: Eukaryota; Metazoa; Chordata; Actinopteri; Cypriniformes; Catostomidae. The transcript is spliced from 3 exons. Gene Ontology annotation, cellular component: endoplasmic reticulum membrane.